Rotaria sp. Silwood1 is the source of this 149-nucleotide messenger RNA. Lineage: Eukaryota; Metazoa; Rotifera; Eurotatoria; Philodinida; Philodinidae. The record is from the annotation of a GenBank genome assembly.
CUACACAUUCUCCGAUUGAACGAGCAAUUAAUAAAAGUUUUUAAACUAUUCAACGUUCUUUUGAAGUAGCAGCAACAGCACCAAAAUAUUUUCUUGUAAAUCUUGAUGAACAACAAUUGCAUACACCAGCACGUUCAACCUUACCAUAA